AUGCUGCAGACGCCGCCAGAGAGCCCGCCGCAUCAUCAUCGUCGCAGCGAGACGACUGCUUUGCUGGCCUUGGGCAGUGUGCACCAGCAUCACAUCAACAUUGAGACGGAACCACCAGACUGGGACUUGCAAGAGGGAAUUCGCUACUACUUUCAAGUCGUCUUGCCCGGUCGCAGCGCCGAGGUGCGCUCCGGAGGACACCCCGAAUUCCACGCCAAAACCUUUCACAACUCGCGCUUCAUCUCGCAGGUCAUCGGGGACCAGAUAUCACGCGCGUCCAAGGCCCGCGGCAUGCUCAUCCAGCCCGGCCACCACCCGGCGUUUGCGGGCGUCUGGACCACGUACUCGCGCUAUCUGAGCUCCAGCAUCACCAUUGUCAACCAGCACAUCCAGGACGCUGGCGGCGGUUGCGGCGGCGGCGGCGGCGGUGGCACCGAGUGGCGGCGCGUCCUCUACGGCAUCGACCAGCUGCUCGUGCUCGACAUAUACGUGGAGCGGUCGCAGUGGCAGGCGCAUCUUGGAGCGUUUUUUGAGUAUAUCCGACACCGAGGCGGCAUUGCGGCGAUGCUUGACCAGCCAGAACCGCCAUAUUACUGCCUAAAUCAUGUAUUGGCCAUCGCCAUCAACGUCAACACCACAAGCCCUGCGAGGCAGCAAGUCCAUGGCUUCGACGACUAUGCAGACCAUCAGCUCGUCUCCAUUCUCGAAUCCGCCUACAGCACCUCGAUGCAGUGCCCGACGGAGCUGUACAUUGCCAUGGUGCAUAUUUCCAGGCUACGCGCCUCUCUGGCCCAAAAGCAAAACGGCAAACUCGACAAGACAAAAGAAGUCGUCGUCGUCGUAGAGCAGCAGGUGCGGUGCAUAUUUGCAUCGAUAGCCCGCUUCGAUGCCGAUGACUGGGCAGCAGGGCCCGAGUUUAAAGACAAGAGGGACACGGUAGCCAAGGUUGGGCGCAUCUACGCCAUUGCGGUCCGGCUCUACGGCAUCAUGACGCUUCCGCCGUCGGCCGUUGCCUCGUGCGUGGGGCCGGCGUCGGGGUCGGAGUCGGGGUCGGGGUCGGGGUCGGGGGCGGAGCAGCCGGCCGCCACACACAGCAGCGGCACGCUGAUGAGGGCCCAGCAGAGGGACGAGUUGCUGGCGCUCACGCGGCGGUCCUGGGACCAGCUCAGGCACACCACGUCGCUCUGCUGGCCGCUCAUUGUCGCGGGCGUGGCGCUGGCAGACGGCUCGCCAGAGGAUCAGGACUUUAUCGAAAGUUCGCUCCUGUCGAUUUGGAGCUUGCCAAACACGUCGGCCUGCUUCAUCACUGCGAUUCGAAAGUUGCGGCCUUUUUGGAAUUCGGGCAAAACUGGGUGGGAAGACUGCUUUGAUACGCCCCUCAUGUGUGUAGUGUAA
Molecule: messenger RNA, 1395 nt
Organism: Beauveria bassiana ARSEF 2860
Lineage: Eukaryota; Fungi; Ascomycota; Sordariomycetes; Hypocreales; Cordycipitaceae
Product: C6 zinc finger domain-containing protein
Exons: 3
Coding region: 1-1395 (464 amino acids)
Source: RefSeq, a predicted model, not a curated record